AUGAGUGUCUGUGUAAUCUCUACAUGCAUAACCACAUGUAGUCUGCCGAACGAACUCCCUUUUGAAAGGGUGCACUGCCCCAAUAAAGCCUACAUUCAUGAAUUAUCCUCAACUUUCAUAACAAUCACUGUCCUCCUCUCCCCAGCCAAACUCAAAUUUCUCACAUCAACAAACCUUGAUUUCUUAAACAAUCCCACAAUCUCCUUCACUUCAUUCCCCCCACACUCGUCUACAGUCAAAGCAAACCCCACCGCUCCUCACCGUCCUCUCCAUCUGCCCCACGAAUCGGCCUGGGAAAAGGGCCCGAUCCAGGUACAGCCCGAGCCCGAGAUCAAACACCCCAUCAAAGAAUGGCAGGUUGUGGGGAUCCGCCCGGGUCACCAGAGGCGGCGAGCCCACCAGCUCCACUCCGGUGACUUCCUCCACCCCCAAUUCCUGCAGGGCCCGCACGGCGUGGCCCGGCCCGGCGGAGACGACAAGGGCCCGGGAGUCGUUCGAGAAGUGGUUUCGGGCCUGGAGGGCCGUCAGGAGGGAGGAAUAGGAGGCGACGGCGCUUUUCCAGGCGUUGGUGGACCAGAGACGGCGGUUGCGCUUGUCGACGGAGGUGUAGCGGCGGUGGGUGAGGUCGCAGGUGGAUUUGGGGAAACGGGUGUGGGGUUUCGGGUUCGGGUCGGACGGGUCGACGCAAGUUUUUCUUUGCAAAAGUAUAAAUAUCAAAUUCAGGAUAAAGUGUUGGCUACCGUGACGACAACAACGGCGGUUAUAAUUGCAGCAACGGUUGUGACGGUUGAAUAUAAUUCUCACAUUAGCUUCACACCCAGAUUUUCCAUUGACUAUGACUCAAAUUAG
This is a messenger RNA of Striga asiatica, 849 nucleotides long. Lineage: Eukaryota; Viridiplantae; Streptophyta; Magnoliopsida; Lamiales; Orobanchaceae. The record is from the annotation of a GenBank genome assembly.